GUCUAAACGCUCUCAUACCGAAAUGGCCAGCGCAACAGCUCCGGGCGUUUCAUCGCCUUUUAUACCAAUGUUCGAGCAGUUCCGAGCAGAGCUUGACGAACAUCACGAUCGCCGCGAAAGAAUCAACAAAGCAUCUCGCGACAUCACCGCAGCAUCCAAGAAGAUCAUCUUCACGCUACAACGGGUCCGCACAUUAAAUGCACCUUUACCGCCACCAGUCAUCACAGGCAACGAACCUUACCGCAAGAAUAUCCAAACGCAGUUCACCAGCGUGUGCAAUGAUCUACAAGGGCUCAAUGCUCAUCGCUAUUCUCGACAGAUCACUGGCGGUAAUCAAGAAUGGAUGGAAGCUGUAUCUUUCGAACAUUACCUGACCACAGCAACCCUCAUCACAUACGAAAGUGCUGCUAGGAAGCUCUCUGAACUGACUGCUCCGUCCAUGAACCUGAGUGUAGAAGAUUACCUCCUCGGCAUCUUUGACAUGACAGGUGAAUUGAUGAAGUUUGCAAUCACGACCAUGGCGAUGAAUGGCGAGAUGCCCACCAUCGAUUCUGCGCAAGGUCAGGAGCAGAGAAGUAUCUUGAAUGAUAUGCGGUAUUUGCGAGCUGCGCUUGAGAAGUUAGACGUGAGUCGUUGGUCAUCGGGAAAGGAAGUCGACAAGAAAAUGGACGUUAUGAAGGCGAGUGUGGAGAAAGUGGAACGAGCGUUGUACGGACUGGUUGUACGUGGCGCCGAACGACCUAAUGGUGGCUGGUUGCCGGAUACAGAUGGUGGUGCUGGAAGGGCGAUUGACGUCGAAGGGUGAAUGCAGAGAAGCAGAUGUGAUGACAGACACCACUUGGACUUGGACCUGCUAUCAUGGAGCGAGUGUAGGCGAUUACCCCAGUGCUCGAGAUGGAUGAGCAGUAGAUCAUGAGAGAUACUCGUCAGAGAUGACUGUAAGUGAAUGUUCGUCGAACCGCUUGAACAGUGCAGUUGUACGGGUCGGCUGCUCAGGUUACACACUGCGGGCUUCAAGAGAGUAUUCUGUAGCCACGGAUCGAACGAGGCACGAGAGGAGUUCAUAACUGGCCAG
Molecule: messenger RNA, 1075 nt
Organism: Sphaerulina musiva SO2202
Lineage: Eukaryota; Fungi; Ascomycota; Dothideomycetes; Mycosphaerellales; Mycosphaerellaceae
Product: Translin
Exons: 4
Coding region: 23-805 (260 amino acids)
Cellular component (GO): nucleus; cytoplasm
Molecular function (GO): sequence-specific DNA binding; RNA endonuclease activity; RNA binding
Source: RefSeq, a predicted model, not a curated record